GCCAGGAGAUGUCCAAAUGUUUAGCCAAUCAGAAUUGCGAACCAUUGAGCAGUCGUUGCUUGCUACACGUGUGGGAAGCAUUGCAGAACUUAGUGACCUGGUGUCUCGGGCAAUGCACCACCUGCAGCCACUCAGUGCAAAGCAACAUAGCAAUACCACGCCCAUGCAUCACCGGCAGGGGUCACUCUACUGGGAACCGGAGGCCUUGUACACCCUCUGUUAUUUCAUGCACUGCCCGCAGAUGGAAUGGGAGAACCCCAACGUGGAGCCUUCCAAAGUCACGCUACAGACAGAAAGGCCGUUUAUAGUGCUGCCCCCUCUGAUGGAAUGGAUACGAGUCGCUCUCGCUCACGCAGGGCACCGUCGCAGUUUCUCGGUGGAUAGUGAUGAUGUACGACAAGCAGCCCGGCUGUUGCUUCCAGGAGUUGACUGUGAACCUCGGCAGUUAAAAAUUGAUGACUGCUUCUGUGCUUCUCGGAAACUGGACGCAGUAGCCACAGAAGCAAAAUUCAAGCAAGACCUAGGGUUCCGCAUGUUGACCUGUGGCCGAACAGAUCUGGUCAAGCAGGCCAUAUCUUUGCUGGGUCCGGAUGGAAUUAACAGCAUGAGUGAACAGGGUAUGACUCCAUUGAUGUAUGCUUGUGUGCGGGGUGAUGAGGCCAUGGUUCAGAUGCUGCUGGAUGCUGGAGCAGAUCUAAAUGCUGAGGUUGUCAAUACUCCUCAUAAAUACCCAUCCGUCCACCCUGAGACCCGUCAUUGGACCGCCCUGACAUUUGCUGUGUUGCAUGGACAUAUUCCUGUAGUCCAGCUGCUACUGGAUGCAGGAGCCAAAGUGGAAGGUUCUUUGGAACAUGGUGAAGAAAACUAUUCAGAAACUCCCUUGCAACUGGCAGCAGCUGCUGGAAAUUUUGAACUGGUUAGUCUGCUUUUGGAGCGAGGUGCUGAUCCUAUGGUUGGAACAAUGUACAGGAAUGGAAUUUCCAUGACUCCACAAGGUGAUAUGAACUCCUUUAGCCAGGCUGCUGCACAUGGACACAGGAAUGUGUUUCGUAAGCUACUUGCUCAACCAGAAAAGGAGAAGAGCGAUAUCUUGUCCCUGGAGGAGAUAUUGGCUGAAGGAACUGACUUGGCAGACAGCACUCCUGCUCCUUUAUGUGCAAACCGCAACAGCAAGGCCAGACUGAAAGCUCUGAAAGAGGCAAUGUAUCACAGUGCUGAACAUGGAUAUGUAGAUGUAACCAUUGACAUCAGGAGUAUAGGUUAG
Molecule: messenger RNA, 1264 nt
Organism: Python bivittatus (Burmese python)
Lineage: Eukaryota; Metazoa; Chordata; Lepidosauria; Squamata; Pythonidae
Source: RefSeq, a predicted model, not a curated record